Oryzias latipes (Japanese medaka) is the source of this 5126-nucleotide messenger RNA. RefSeq names its product kelch-like family member 21 (gene klhl21). Gene Ontology annotation, biological process: protein ubiquitination. Lineage: Eukaryota; Metazoa; Chordata; Actinopteri; Beloniformes; Adrianichthyidae. The record is from RefSeq and is a predicted model, not a curated record. Gene Ontology annotation, molecular function: protein binding.
ACGUGAAGGCAUCAUCUCCAACUGCCUGAGCCAUCAUGGCGAUGUGGAGGCCGACCUCUGCUGCGCCGUCAAACUCGAUUCGGGACCUCUUCUCGCUCUUUUCUGCAUAAACUGCUCUCGUUUGCUUUGGAUACACUUUGAUCAAAUCUGCAUUCAGAGCUCGUCCACUGACGACACCCCGAGAGCAGAGCGAUGGAGAAGCCCGUUCUGCAGACACAACCAUCCACCUUGCCCUUCUUUGAUACGUCCCACGCAUUCAACCUGCUGCGAGGAAUCCACGAACUCCGCGCCGAGCGCAAGUUUUUUGACGUGACUUUGUGUGCGGAGGGCAAAGAGUUCCACUGUCACCGCACCGUGUUGGCUGCUGCGAGCACCUACUUUCGAGCGAUGUUUGCAGGAACUUUGAAGGAAAGCGUCAUGGACCGAGUGGUUCUCCACGAAGUGUCGGCAGAGCUUUUGGGCUUACUGGUGGACUUCUGCUACACAGGACGGGUCACAGUCACUCAGGAUAAUGUGGACCUCCUGCUGAAAACGGCGGAUUUGUUUCAGUUCCCUUCGGUCAAAGAGGCCUGCUGUGCUUUCCUGGAGCAGCGGCUGGAUGUUUCCAACUGUAUGGAGAUCCAGGACUUUGCUGAGGCCUACGCUUGCAGAGAGCUAGCAACAAGUGCACGCCGCUUUGUCCUCAAAAACAUAAUGGAGCUGGCUAAAGGGACGGACUUUGAGCGUUUGCCAUUUAAGCGCCUCCUCGAGUUCAUGUCAGACGAUGAGCUCUGUGUGGACAAGGAGGAGACGGUUUAUCAAAUAGCAGUAUGGUGGGUUAAAGCUGACCUCAAGCGGCGGUUACAUUACUGGCCCGAGCUCCUACAGCAGGUCCGACUCCCGUUCGUCAGGAGAUUCUUUCUUUUGGCCAAUGUGGAAAGUGACCCCCUUGUCUACCUUUCCCCCACCUGCCUGAGGUUGGUAAAUGAAGCGCGAAGCUUCCAGUCUUGUGAAUACGACCGCCAUGACAGACCCUGCCACCGGAUGCGUCCACGGCCGUCCACGGGACUAGCGGAGAUCCUGGUCAUCAUUGGAGGUUGCGACCAGGACUGUGACGAGCUGGUCACAGUGGACUGUUACAACCCCCAGACUGGACAGUGGCGCUACCUUGCCGAGUUCCCUGAUCAUCUCGGCGGAGGCUACAGCAUAGCUGCGCUCGGAAAUGAUAUGUUUGUCACAGGGGGCUCUGACGGCUCUCGCCUCUAUGAUGGCGUGUGGCGCUACAAGUCCAGUGUGAACGAGUGGACCGAGGCGUCGCCCAUGCUGAAGCCCCGCGAGUACCACAGCUCCUGCGUACUGAACGGUCACCUGUAUGUGGUGGCCUCCGACAGCACAGAGCGCUACAAUCAGGCUCUAGACUGCUGGGAGGCCCUGCCGGCCAUGCUCCACCCCAUGGACAACUGCUCCACCACUGCGUGCAAUGGACGCCUGUACGCCAUCGGCUCCCUUACCAAUGAGGAUACCAUGGCCAUCCAGAGCUACGAUCCUGGCACCAACCGCUGGACCAUGGUCAACCGUGGACAGCUGCCUCCGUGGUCUUUCACACCAAAAACGGUGACCCUGUAUGGCCUCCUUUACUUUGUUAGGGAUGACUCAGCCGAGGUGGAUGUUUAUAAUCCUCAAAAGAACGAGUGGGACAAAAUUAGCCCAAUGACCCAGGUGCACGUUGGGGGCAGCAUCGCCGUCCUGGGGGGGAAGCUUUACGUGUCCGGUGGUUACGACAACACGUUUGAGCUGUCGGACGUGGUGGAAGCGUACGACCCAACGGCCCGUGCCUGGACGGUCGUCGGACAGCUCCCCCAGCCCACCUUCUGGCACGGCAGUGUCAGCAUUUUCCGCCAAUUCAUGCCGCUGGUGUCCAGCCCCUUCGAAGCCAGCUACCUGCCUGAGUCCAACGCCAUCCACCUCCACCGGCAUCAGCGCCACCAAGCUCUGCACAAUCUGAACAACAAUCUCAACCAGAACCAGGACGUGAAUCCAGCGCACUGAGUUCAGACAUCGGGCUCUCUUUAUGCUCGCCGCCUGUGUUUUUCCUGAAGCGGAGAGGACGUCCACGUCGGUUUGAUUCAGCCAAACUGGCGUGAAAUCAGUCAAGGCUGUAGGGAAAAGUCUGUGUGUUCCAGCAGCUGUAAUCCAAAACAAAACAAAAAAGUUCCAGAAUGUAGAAAAUGACCGCAACAUUUAGACCUGCUCCUCUGAAUGCGUCACCUGCUGCACCAUGUGACCCACUGAAUGGAGAUUUUAGACUCUGGUUGAAAAAAAAAGACACACAAAAACAAAACCUUGUCAAUUAUUCUACUUUUUCUCAAAAGACAGCAUUUAAAGCAAAAAGUGCGUGGUUAUUUAAAAAAAAGAUCUGUAGAAGCUAUAGCAUCUUCAAUUGAAGUGUAAGAUGUUAUAUUUAUGGUACCUGCAUGAGUCUGCUGUGUUGUGCUCAACUAAUGAAAGCUACUUGAACAUUUCCCAAAAGCAAUCAGCUCUUUCAACCUUGAAAGAUUGUACUUUUUAUAAUAUUUUCAAAAGGUGGGAGGGGCUUAAGUGAAGGAUAUGAAGUGCUUUAUAGAUGUUUUAUAUAUGCAGCGACCGGAGCGUGCUCAAUGUGAAGAAUCAGGGACGCUAACGGCUCAAAACAAACGGAGGACAAUUCGUCACUUUAAAACCAGCUCAAACCUCAAAAUGUAUGUUUUAGGAAGGGCUGGGUGAUGUGGUCUGAAAAUAAAAUCAAAUUCCAAUUUUAAUCCAAGUUUUUCCUACUUUCUUUUACAAAAAAUGAUAAAUAUUAGAUUUUUUUUUUUUUGCUGAAUCAUUGUCCGUUUGUGGCAUGAUUUUGUACGUGUUGGGGGGAGGGAAAAAAAACGUAUUUCAUUAAAAGGAUUUGUCCAUGUAUGAAAUGUCACAUAUGAGCAUUGAUCUGCAAUGACAAACCAAUCCAUUCAGGAAAAAACACAAAAAACGUUUCUUACAAAAAGAGAUGAGAUGGAAGUGGAAGAUCAAAACUUCUUGAACCCAAUAGUGAUCCAUUUUUUUAUUAGUUGCAACUGAGAAGCAAAAGAAUUGUUCUUUUAAGUUAGGUUUGUCAAUGUAGGUCAAUGCGUGUAUUCGUGUGUUUGUGUGAUGUUUUACACACGGACAAAACAUUUUUACAGACUGAUCAUUUCUUUUCUACAGAUACGAAACAUUUUUACAAACUCAAAAACUCUUUGUUCAAGUACGAAACUUUUUUCUUUUAGGAACAGACAAGACUUUAACAACUUCAUUUAUAUUUACUAAAAGCUUUUAUUUUGACAUCUCCUUGGGAGUUUUGUAGAGCGAAGCACUUUUACCCCAUAGUACCUCUGUUUCAGGUGUUCUUCCUUUUGGUGGCAGCAGGCUUCAAGCUGAAUUUUUUUUUGCUUGCAAGUUACAAAACUAGACCUGUUCCAUGUGACUGAAAAUACUGUUCAUUUUUUUAGGAAGAAGCUCUUCCUUGCUAUUUGCCAUUUUAACGUCUGGGCGGAAGACCUUAUUCCGAGCAACAGAACCCCAAGAGAGCACGGUGCUAGGGAAAAAAAUCCAGAUUUUCCCCAAAAUUAAUAUUCUUAAAUGGCAAAAUUGAAUUGAUUGAUACAAUCAGGUCAAUUCUGCUUUAAAUGGUUAAUUAAUCCCAAAGACGGUCUGAUUUGCUUAAAGGUCACCAUGUUGGAGUCAGAAAUUGUCAGUAACGAGGGAUUGAUCCGAGUCAUCGUUUCUAUGACAAAUAUGUCUAUGAAGACUCUCAUUCAUCCAGGCUGAUUCCAUCAUAGCAGUCGGUUUAGGGUAAAACGAUAAGAGGUGAAACGUCUUCUAACUUUAAAAACUAAGUCCAGAUGACAGCCCCUAAACCUACUGCUAUGAUGGUUUCUAUGACAACCACUCUCAGGAGUGAACUUGUUGGAAGGCCACACUCCUCCCACUUGGGAGAAUCUGGUUUUAUUAAGGCGUCUGAUUAGUCAGUUUAUAACUUGUAUGUUAUAUAAAAUGUUUUAAAAAAAUAACAUUAACAAGAACAAUAGCUGUUUAUGUCUCUAUAGAAGUCAAUGGAAUUUUGGAUUCUUGAAACCAGCAGGUACUUCCUGUUUGGAACACAAAGAGGGAGGGGCCUCUCAGUUCAGUUAUCUUAUACAGUCAACAGAAAAUACACACCAAAAGAGUUUCCCAAACAUCAGUUUAGUUUCUCCAAAUUACUUCUGUGAUGUUUCGACAAUCAAACUACAAUUUGCCAUUAACUCCUUUUUUUUCUGUUGGUAAAAUAUUUCCUGUAAACUCAAUAUUUUUGCACUAAAUCUUUUUUUUCGUUUGUGAUUGUUUGGAAUGUUGUAUUAUGCCUCUUAAUUAUAACAACCACUAAUCACAGAUUUGCUUUUUUUUGGUCCAUUUUAACUUUUUUUUUUUUUAAUCUGCUUAGGUAAGGGGUGUUGUUCUCAUUACUGCCCCCUACAGCCAAAGUGUGAACGGUGCAGGUUUCUGUGAGGUACUGAGGUAAACAGCUAAUGUGCAGUUCAAAUGCUGAGGCCCUGAACAGUUGUGUAAAUGGAUGCUGCAAUAGGAAAAAACAUAUUUCAAAGUUAAUGAGCAACAUGCUUGCAGCUUUAUAUUUCUUUUUACAGACAUUUUUAUUUUUCUAAAAUGUUAAUGUUAUGUGUUGCUUUUCUUUUAGACAGAAAAAGCUGGUCUUAAACAUUAAGUUGAAGUGCUUGGUUCCUGCCGUGGCCACAGGAGGCAGUAUCAUUCCCCUUCCACUCAGAACUACUUAACAUCAUCAAAGUGAAAUUAUUGACUUGCUGCCUCUUUUUUUUUUUUUCAUUUUUCAGAAUGAAGUCUGGAUCAGCCUGUUUCCACUGCACAUUUACUUUUUUAAAUCUGUGAGGUGAAGCUUAUCAGAUUGUGUUUACUAAAGAGUUGCAGUCAAAAGUCCGAUUGAAGGAGGAAAAAGUGGGUAAAAAAGGAACUAAAAACUGGAGCUUCUUUGUUUUUGCCUCAAAUGAACCCUCACAUUUGGAGAGGAAUGCAUUGGAUCAAGCAUGGUUGUGUGGGUUUAAAGAGUUCAUUAAAGAGACUUUGAAGAGAAA